Molecule: messenger RNA, 1666 nt
Organism: Phlebotomus argentipes
Lineage: Eukaryota; Metazoa; Arthropoda; Insecta; Diptera; Psychodidae
Gene: DCTN4-p62
Product: dynactin subunit 4
Exons: 2
Coding region: 106-1587 (493 amino acids)
Cellular component (GO): dynactin complex
Source: RefSeq, a predicted model, not a curated record
CAACAUUAAUGCCCCGAUGGUGGGCAUGCCAUCUCAGUCGCACACAUUAGAGAGUGACAUUCGCAGUUUUCAUCCGGGCAGAAAAAGGCGUUUUCUGAGCCAAAAAUGGCUCACUUCCUGGCCAACACCACUGUACAGUACGCCUGUGCCUGUGGCAUCCUCCACCCACUCACGAAGCUCUUCUUCUGUCGCCACUGUCUCGUGUUGCGAUGCGAUUUCUGCCUGUGCCACGAAGUCGACUCCCACUUCUGCUACAACUGCGUGGAAAACAUCCCAUCCUCGGAGGCGAAGCUGAAGAAAUACAAGUGCAGCAGCUGCUUCGACUGCCCCAGCUGCCAGCACACCCUCUCCGCCAGAGCUACAACGGUCACGGUGCCGCGGAAGGGUGAUGAGGAGGCUUCUGGCGAUGCGAAGCAGUCGUCCGUGAUCACCCGGAAGAUGUACUAUUUGGCAUGCCUGGCGUGUCGCUGGACGUCCCGGGAUGUGGGCAUUCCGGACCAGACUGUGGCCACGGGUUCCUGGCCCGAGAGCGAGUACGCUCACGCCACGAGAUUCGCUCUCCUCAUGGAACACUUCCAGGCCGUGGUGUUGCGGGAUAAGCAGGAGCGUCAGGACUAUCUGCGCCGCAAGACGCCGAAGCAGCACAAGUAUCCCAGCUUGACGGAUCGCACGGGACUGACGGUGUCCAUGAUCCGUCGCCAGAUGGGCUGGUCGGACAAGACUCCGCCCAAGACCAAACCGAUCGACGUGAAGCCCUCGGAAGCCACUGAAGAGGUCGACCAGCUGCCCGACUCGAUCUUCACGGAGCCAGUGAAUCUGAGGGAACUCACUACGAUCAGGCAGCAACUGGCACAGCCGGCUGGCCAGCCCGUGACCGUGCGUCAUCUCUUCCCGCAGCACAAGAGUCUCACCAUCAAGCGUUCUCUGCGCUGUCGUCAGUGCGAACACAACAUCAUCAAGCCCGAAUACAAUCCAUCAUCCAUCAAGUAUCGCAUCCAACUCUUUGCGUCUCACCACGUGCCCGAGAUUCGCGUGGUGCAGCUCCCGGAGAAGCUGCAGGCCGGCGUGGCCACGACGCUGCAGCUCAAGUUCUCGAAUCCCACGAUCUAUGAGAUGACUGUGGGCAUGAAAGAGCUGCCGUCGACCGACGAGGAGACUGCCCUGAUAGAGGAGAUGAAGAGGGCCACGGUGACAUCCACACCAACCAGUCUCAAUGCUUCCCUCUCGCGCCAAGUGUCUCUCACGGAGGAGCCUCGAAGCGUGGACAAGCGCGUGACGGUGAAGACGGAUCUCCCGGACGAGUCUUUCGUGCUCCUCCAUCGGGAUGACGCUGCUGAGUUUGAUGAUGAUACGCAGCUCCCCAAAGGGGAUCCCAAAUUCAUUUUGUGGCGUCGCGCCAAUAAAGCUUGCGUGGAGCUCUCAAUUGAGCCGCAGGAUAAUUUGGCGCCCGGCUCGGAGGCGAUCAUCGGCUUCACCGUGCAGUAUUCCUACGUGAACACUGUCCAGGUGCCUGAGAAGAAGGAUCCGCAGACUCACACGCUCUCAUCUCGCGUUUAUAUCCAUUGCGGCACGGUUUCCGCCAAGUAACCACGAUAUUUAACCAUCCUUAUUGCUUUUAUGUGGCUUUCUACAGUGCAUUAAUAAAUAAACAUUGCAUAUUUAUACA